Molecule: messenger RNA, 963 nt
Organism: Brugia malayi
Lineage: Eukaryota; Metazoa; Nematoda; Chromadorea; Rhabditida; Onchocercidae
Product: Casein kinase I homolog cki2, putative
Exons: 7
Coding region: 1-963 (320 amino acids)
Biological process (GO): peptidyl-serine phosphorylation; signal transduction
Cellular component (GO): nucleus; cytoplasm
Molecular function (GO): ATP binding; protein serine/threonine kinase activity
Source: RefSeq, a predicted model, not a curated record
AUGACCUCUGCGUGUGAUCGAAGUGUUAUGCCACGUGAUGAUUUAAAUGAAGCGGAAGAUUUAUUAUUGGCAAAUGAAGUCAUCAUUGGUCGCUUUGUUGUAGAAGAAAAAAUUGGGCAGGGAAGCUUUGGGCAGAUUUUUAGAGGAAAAGAUAAACGUCAAAAACGAACUGUAGCAAUAAAAGUGGAACCAGAACAUCACGGUGAAUUAGAUAAUGCGCCGAAUGAUCCGCGUCGUUUAGUCAUCGAACAACAAGUCCUACUAACACUACGAAAAAAACCCAACAUACCAAUGAUAUAUGCAAGUGGAAAAACAGAAAGGAAUUGUCCGUAUAUUGUGAUGCAAAUACUGGGAAAAAAUUUGACGACGUUACGGAAAGAACGAACGGAACCAAAGUUCACUUUAUCAACAGCAUUCCGUACUGGCCAACAAGUGGCACAUGCAUUGCAGUAUUUGCAUGAAGCAGGUUAUAUACACCGCGAUGUUAAACCAUCAAAUUGUUGCAUUGGUGUUCCACCCGAAACAUCCAUCAUUUAUCUUGUUGACUUUGGAAUGUGCCGAAAAGUGAUCGAUUCAAAUGGUAAAUGGCACAUGCCGCUAUUAAAAUCAAUAUUUAAAGGAACUUUACGAUAUGCUUCGUUGAAUGCAAUUCUUACACGUCAAUGUGGGCCAUGUGACGAUAUGAUGGGAUGGAUUUAUUCCAUUAUCGAAUUAGCAUUAUCAAAAUUACCAUGGGCAAAGAGUGCGCCCCGUGAUAUGAUACAAAAAAAGGCGGCAAUUACCGGUGAAGAAUUAUGCGCACAAAUGCCGCCACCAUUUUUGCAAUGCUAUAAUUAUGUUAAAAGUCUAAAGCCAACGGACAUGCCACGGCAUAGUUUUAUUAACGAAUGUAUUAAACGAUGCAUUCCACUAAAUGCUAGACCAAAUGAUCCCUAUGACUGGGAAAUUACUAAUGCAACAUAA